Molecule: messenger RNA, 1920 nt
Organism: Saccharomycopsis crataegensis
Lineage: Eukaryota; Fungi; Ascomycota; Saccharomycetes; Ascoideales; Saccharomycopsidaceae
Product: C2H2-type zinc finger protein
Exons: 1
Coding region: 1-1920 (639 amino acids)
Biological process (GO): regulation of transcription by RNA polymerase II
Cellular component (GO): nucleus
Molecular function (GO): DNA-binding transcription factor activity, RNA polymerase II-specific; RNA polymerase II cis-regulatory region sequence-specific DNA binding
Source: RefSeq, a predicted model, not a curated record
AUGGAAGCUAAACAUUCAAGCAGCUACUCAGCAUUGCUAAAUUUCAACGUCGAUGAGCAGAGCUUUUACAACAACUUGUUUGAUAAUAACAAGAGCAACUACCAGACGAACAGCAACAACAACAGCAAUAACAACAACAAUCUUGACCUCUUUGCACAACAAUUCCUCAAUGACGUUGACAACUUCAUGUUCCAAGAAGAAGAAAAACCUCAACAGCCACAACCCCAACUCUCACAAUAUGAUAACUUCAACCAGGUUGAACAAUUAAACAGCUCAAUCAACGAAGCUCUUUUAGGUUUUCAAAGCUUGGAUUUGCCAUCUGGUAUGGCUGAAUUGAAUAGCAGUAACAAUGUCGGGACAAAACAGCAUCACUCACAGCAAAGCUACAAAAGGCAUUCAAAGAAACCUAGUGGGACAGCUAUAUUUGGGUUCCACGGCAGGGAAUUAUCUAUUCCUGGUAUUAAUCCUAUUGACUUGAAAGAUGUCAUUAACACUCUUCCAUCCUCAAAUCCCUCGGCAUCAGGACCUACCAUUCCUUCGCCUGCUAAGGAAAGAAAUACUAGAAGAUUGAACAAAAUCAUUGAUCCAAAAGCCAUUACUUUGUCCAAAGAUUAUAUCAUUACAAGCAACAGACCAACUUCGUACAAGUUUCCUCCAGAUCCUCCUACACUUCCUACCAAUGCUAAACCACAACCUUCCCAGUUUGCUUCUGAAAUUGCCAAAAUGAUGCCAAAGCAAACCAUUGGUCACUACGGUAACAAUAUUCAAGAGAUUUUGGAUACUACAGUAAGUCAGCCACCCCAGAAUUUAAGAGGGUCCUAUCAUAGCCACAGUCCAAUGGCAGAAAAUUCAGAAAGCUGCUACCCAACCCCAAUCGCAACUGCUAAUCCAUCGCCCGUCAAAAGAAGCUUUAAUGUGAACAACAUGCCAUUACAGCCUCCAAAUUCGUAUCCGGAAAGAGCCACCCCAGAUUUGAAAAGCCAAAAUACUUGUGCUCCUCCUAAUAUCUAUAUGACCCCAUCCCCGAAGUAUUCUCAAUUCUCUCAAAAUGCUCCUUCAUUCACAUCCCCUGAAGAAUAUACUUACAUGCAAACUACAACUCCAUCCUCUUCCCAUAACAGCUCCCCACUUAAGUCUAUUCCAAAUCCCAACAAAGAGCAGCUCUCGUGGGAAGGAAUAAUGGCUGCCCCACAAACUAGUAAUUCCGAUAAUCUCGUAUCUUCUUCACCUCCACAGAUGCACCAUCACCACCACCAUCACACAUACACCCACCAAAAACCUAAGAGAAAAGGCGCAGACAAAGUGUCAACCUUGCCUCCUGGUUAUAUCGAUCAGUUUAUCCUUGGUCCUGACAAUAACAAAAAAUACAUUUGCAACUACAACAACUGUGGAAAGGUGUUUCAAAGAAGAUAUAACAUCAGAUCUCACAUCCAAACUCACUUGUGUGAUAGACCAUACAAAUGCUCAUUCGAUGGCUGCAGCAAAAGUUUUGUUCGUCAGCAUGAUUUGCAUCGUCAUGAGAAGAUCCACGAAAAUAAUAAAUUCUCCUGUCUUUGUGGCAAAGGAUUCACAAGAAUUGAUGCCUUGCGUCGCCAUAAAGAAAGAAACAUUUGUGUUGGAGGGAUCGAGACUGAUGCCAAUAUCAACAAGCCAAAGAAGAAGAGAGGCAGACCGAAGAAGAUCGCUGUCGAGGAUGAUAAAAAGCUUGCUGAUAAAUUGGAACAAACUGUCCAGAAUGCUUUCAACGUUGUUGACAUGGAAGAGAAUAAGCGAAAAAACGAUUCUGAGUUUUUUAUCUACGAGGAAGAUAAGGAAAACUCAUUUAGUGGUACUUCUAAUGGUAGAAAUAGUGCUCCAUUGACACCAAUAAGUUUCAAUGGACUGAGAAAGGUAUUGCCACUCACUGCUAGACUUCAUUGA